Molecule: messenger RNA, 3664 nt
Organism: Paramacrobiotus metropolitanus
Lineage: Eukaryota; Metazoa; Tardigrada; Eutardigrada; Parachela; Macrobiotidae
Exons: 15
Coding region: 123-3548 (1141 amino acids)
Source: RefSeq, a predicted model, not a curated record
ACCCAGCAGCGGCAGUUUUUACUGCACGUCAAGAACGAUCGUUCCGGCAUUCCAUCUGCAGGGGCAUUCCACCCGAACGCUGUUACCCGGAAAGUGUCGACUGUGCAUCCCAUAAUAUAAGAAUGUUUCCUCAAGUGCUUCCGUGGUUUUUGUAUCUCCUAGUUUGUUGGUCUGUUUUGUCAUUUGGAGAAUUUCUUGAAGAGUUUGGCGCUUCUGGACACAAUCUACUGGGAUCGUUACCUUAUGGGGCAUCGGGGAAAAAUAUAUCUUUUACAAGUCCGUUUCCUUUCCUAAAGGACCGUAUCAGUAUUUUACAUGUUACGGCUAAUGGCCAUCAUUACCAACAACCAGGAAGCAGGCCAUGCAUGAACGGGCAUCUGUUCAACAAAGGGCCAGAAAUGGGACCACUACAGUCCACCUCUCCCAGCCCCUUGAAGCUCGAUUUGCAGUGGGAUGAAGGCUUCUGGGACACAGAAUGCAACGACACUAACGGAACAAUACGGCCGGCAACAGCUUUCCACUACCGAUUCGUCACCGAUAUGGACAGCGAAUCUCCAGUGCGCGAAAAGAUUAAAGUUUACAUCAAAACGAGUGACCCUGCCUAUCAGUUUUUUAGUCCGCAGUGGGCGUUCAUCUUCACGUUCGUGCGAUAUCGAAGAGGCAACACCAGCUCCUGUCAUGCUGUUCAAGGUGCAGAAAUCGAGGACGGAAUUCAAAUGACUCUGACCACUGACGGACGCUAUUCGUUCGCCAUUGCCACAGCGUUUAACAACACAAAAGAAGACCAUCGAUGGACUUACGACGGCUCUCACGCAUGGCUAGGUUUUCGUUCAGAGUGCUGGACUACUGCGAGUCCGAUACAGGGCGGCAGCUCAGUUUUCCGACUGGAUGGCGACUCAGUCACACCGCUAACCUGUACGAUUUCUGAAAACAGGAAUCUGUUCGUCAGUCCAUGGUACGGAUCCGUCUUGGGUGGGACAAAGUUGAAGAUCAGCGGGAUCUGUCUGAACCAAAACCAGCAAAACAAUUCAGUAUACUGCCGCUUUGGCGACCGCGUGGUCAAAGCGUACCGCGGAGAACUCGGAUCCAUACAAUGUGUCACUCCAGUGCUGAAUUAUAAAGGUCACUGGAUGUUUAACGUUUCCGUUGACGGCGGUGUUACGUAUCCAUACACCGGCUAUCAUCAUCAAGAUUGGUAUACACAUCCCGUAAAGCUUGUCAACCGCAGUACGUGGAUGUCACAGUCCGGUGCAGCCGUCAUCCAGCUGGCUUGGGAUCCAUAUCAACUGAGCUCCAACAACGACACCAACGUCUCCGUUGAUUUUAUCGGAUGGUACAUGAGCCAUGAUAGUGUGCACGUAAUGUUCCUGCCAUUGAUACCUUCUGCAGCAAAUUCUGGGAAAAUCAGUAUCUCCUUAUCCCAAAUAAAUUUCGGAACUUUGGCAUCAUCAAAACUCUUCCUGAGCGGAACAUUCCGUAUCAUGAAAUAUACGGAUCGAACGCUGCUUGUUCACCAAACGGAGAAGGAAAUCAGCGCGAUAUCGCUAUGGUCGGAAUUAUCGGACAUGGGCGUAUUAGAGAAACUUUCCACAAACUUGACGUCCGUUUCUGACAAUUCGUCUGAGCCAGGAGUUUCACACAACGGCACUUUAUACACGAUCCAUAAGAUCAUAACGGCCAAGUAUGGAAGGGAGGCGGAGCGUGCCAUUGGAGUGGGGGAUAACACGACACUUUCCAUGACCGUUAGCCGCAACUUCACCGCAAACAGCGAAGAGCAGAACGACCGACUACGACUUAUUUACAAAAUUGGUAAAUGUUCAGCAGCCGGUGAUUUCUGUUCGUGUUGGAAGGACGCCGAGCAAAGCGUGAUGCAAAGUGUGGAUCCGGACAAUUGUGGUGGCGAAUUCAACGGUUGCCCGCCAAAUAUCAUGCAAGCCUUUCUCAGUCGUGGCCGGUUCUACGUGCCAUCGGAUUCCAGCGCCUGUAACCGGCACAAUGAAUCGAGUAUGCUAAUGUGGCCGGCCGGUGAUUGUGUGGAGAAUCCCGGAGCGUCGCUCUGCGUAACGGGUUUCUCGCGAUCGUGGCGCUAUCAGCAGCAGUGCUGCUAUGGACAAGACGGAAACCUGCUUCCAUCGCCGAUACACACAAGUGCCGGUUGGACCAAGCUGAAUAAUAUCUUUAACUGGCACACCGUCGAACCAGACGGCACAUACUAUUGGAAUUGGAUAGCCAGGCAAUUGGAAGAGGUCGUGGUCAACCAGGUGCCGGUGCGAAAGUGCUGCGCUUUGUCGGGAGACUGGGCGAGUAAUAGCUGCCAGAUGUUUCGUCAGCAACGACGCAGCAGUUCGUCGAAAUGCUAUGUACCACCUAGACCAGGUGGCGGUUUCGGAGAUCCGCAUAUACAGACAUAUGACGGUCUGAAAUACACCUUUAACGGAUUGGGCGAAUAUGUUGUGGUGCAAGUGCCUGGUGUGAUUACCGUGCAAGGACGCACCUCGAAAGUCAAAACAGCCCAGGGUAGUGAUUUGAACGCAACAAUCUGGACCGGCUUAGUAUUCGCCACCGCCAACGUAACAGUACAACUUAGCUUCACCGCUGACCGGCGUGCCCCCGAUCUGUACAUCGAUAACAAGCUGGUUGAGCCACAUCGAAUUGUCAAUCGUUCUACACAAGGAGAUGCAUUGAUCACUACGGAGCGCCGUCCCGGAUUCGGCCUGCACAAAGUCAGCGCCAGUCUCCCGUCGGGAAUCCUGGUCGAAGUAGAGGAGAACGAAGCAACGCUGCAGUUCCAGAUUUUACUACCCAGUGAUCUGCAGCAAGGGAAUACCAGCGGCUUACUCGGGCGAUGCAACAAUGAUCCGACAGACGACCUUUAUCCACGAGGCGCCAAGAACCCAGUUCCCCAUAACUCGUCCACGGAACACAUAUUCACGGCAUUUGGAGAGACAUGGCGAGUCACCGCAGCGGAGACGCUUUUUAUUUAUGAAUCGCCGGAAACGUAUGAUACCAUCAAUGAUCCCAACUUUCGACCGGUCUUCGAUGUCACCCAGACAAUGAAUGAGACGUUUAAGCAAAAAGUCAAAGAAAUUUGUGGCAAUAACACGGAAUGCCUGUUCGACGUGGCGGCGACCGGGAAUAUUCGUCUGGGUCAAGCUACAUUGAAAUUCGCUAAAGAUGUCGAGAAGGAGUUCAAAGUGUCAGUUUCUACCGGUUGCCAACAGCCUGUGAUUGAUGAGACAGCCAUGAUCGCGUCCAAUGUUUCGUUUAUUACCGGCAACAGCAUCACGUUAAAAUGCAAGAAUAGCAAUUUUGUCAUCGCAUCCGGCAGUCGGACGUUAACGUGCAAAGAAGACGGAAGCUGGAGUGGAGAAACGCUACAUUGCCGAGAAAAAGCAAACGAGAGUACCACUGCAGCAACAACAGCAGCCACGGCAACCACAACGAAAAAAAGCGGAGCCGAAAAUCUCCACACGAUGCACAUGGAGUACUUCGUUCCGAUAGUUACGAUAUUUUUUAUUUUAUUUGGGCAACUGCAUCAUUUAUACUAGUUUUGAUAGUAACACAUUCUGAAACAAACACGGUUUUUGUAAGUUUUGAAGAAAACUAUGACAAACUGGAUGCAGAAGCUGAAUGGAAAUGCUAGAUGCGGUAAUAAAUGCGAUAC